Messenger RNA from Balaenoptera acutorostrata (minke whale), 3911 nucleotides. RefSeq names its product pantetheinase. The transcript has 7 exons. NCBI's taxonomy places the organism in Eukaryota, Metazoa, Chordata, Mammalia, Artiodactyla, Balaenopteridae. The coding region runs from base 2 to 1546 and encodes 514 amino acids. The record is from RefSeq and is a predicted model, not a curated record. Gene Ontology annotation, molecular function: hydrolase activity, acting on carbon-nitrogen (but not peptide) bonds, in linear amides.
CAUGACUAUGUCUCAGUUGCUGGAUCAUGUGGCAAUUUUGUUUUUCUGUGUCUUAAAAGCCAGCUCUCUGCAUACGUUUACUGCAGCUGUUUAUGAGCAUGCAGUGAUAUUGCCUAAUGCCACCCUGAUACCGGUGUCCCAUGAAGAGGCCUUGCUAUUAAUAAACCAAAAUCUGGAUCUUUUGGAGGGAGCAAUCACAUCAGCAUCAAAGCAGGGUGCACAUAUUAUUGUGACUCCAGAAGACGGUAUUUAUGGCUUUAACUUCAGCAGGGAAUCUAUCUACCCAUACUUGGAGGACAUCCCAGACCCUCAAGUGAACUGGAUCCCUUGUAAUAAUCCCAACAGAUUUGGCCGCACCCCAGUGCAAGAAAGGCUCAGCUGUCUGGCCAAGGACAACUCCAUCUACAUCAUGGCAAAUAUUGGGGACAAGAAGCCAUGCAAUACCAGUGACCCUCACUGUCCCCCUGAUGGUCGUUACCAAUACAACACUGAUGUGGUGUUUGAUUCUGAGGGGAAACUGGUGGCCCGCUACCACAAGCAAAAUCUUUUCUUGGGUGAAGAUGAGUUCAAUGCUCCCAAGGAACCUGAGGUUGUGACUUUCAACACCACCUUUGGAAAGUUUGGCAUUUUCACGUGCUUUGAUAUUCUCUUCCAUGAUCCUGCUGUGACUCUGGUGAAAGAUUUCCACGUGGACACCAUACUCUUCCCGACAGCUUGGAUGAAUGUUUUGCCACAUUUGUCAGCUAUUGAAUUCCACUCAGCUUGGGCUAUGGGUAUGGGAGUCAACUUCCUUGCAUCCAAUCUACAUUACCCCUCAAAGAAAAUGACAGGAAGUGGCAUCUACGCACCUGAUUCUCCAAGAGCAUUUCAUUAUGAUAUGAAGACAGAGGAGGGAAAACUCCUCCUCUCACAACUGGCCUCCCACCCACACCCCACAGCAGUAGUGAAUUGGACUUCCUAUGCCAGUGGUAUAGAAGCCCCCUCAAGGGGAAACCAGGAAUUUAAGGGCAUCAUCUUUUUUGACGAGUUCACCUUCUUGGAGCUCAAAGGAGUCGCAGGAAAUUACACAGUUUGUCAGAAAGAUCUCUGCUGUCAUCUAAGUUACAGGAUGUCUGAGAAGAGAUCAGAUGAAGUUUAUGUACUAGGGGCAUUUGAUGGACUACAUACUGUGGAAGGGAGCUAUUAUUUACAGAUUUGUACUCUGUUGAAGUGUAAAACAACGGACUUACACACUUGUGGUGAUUCAGUUGAAACUGCUUCCACCAGGUUUGAAAUGUUCUCCCUCAGUGGCACUUUUGAAACCCAGUAUGUCUUCCCUGAGGUGCUGCUGAGUGAAAUUCAGCUUGCACCUGGAGAAUUUCAGGUGUCAAGUGAUGGACGCUUGUGCAGCCAGAAGCCACUAUCUGGACCUAUCUUGACAGUAACUCUGUUUGGAAGGUUAUAUGAGAAGGAUAGUUCACCAAAUGCUUUCUCAGACCCCAUGGCACAGGUACUGAGAGUAAUGCUCAUAGUUGUAAUACCUAUUGUGUACUCAUUAAGUUGGUAGAAUAUUUACAUUUUCUCUCUUUUACUUCAGAUCAUUUAAGUGGAUGUGAAAAGAAGAAUGGGUCUGGGAUGUUGAUAAUAGUGGCCAUGGUCUAUCAUAUCAGUGAAUUACUAAUACUUUUCCUUCUGUUUAGACAAAUACACACACACACACACACACACACACACACACGACAAUAUAAACCAGAUAAAUAGUGAAAGAAUUUUGAAAGGUAAAAUCUGUAAAAUGAGAACAACAAUUAUACCCACCUGUUAGGUUUCUUUGGUGAGAAUUAAAUAAGUUACUGCAGUUAAAGUCCUUAGACAAAUUCCCAACUCAUGGAAAGCAUUCUAUAUAUGUUAGCUAUUACAAUGAUAUAGGACUAUCACAGAAAAACCAACUGUGAUGUAUUUAUUGCUAAAAUUAUAUCGCCUCUGAUUGUACAAAGUGCAUAUAUUUUCCAACAGUUCAGCCACUCUGCAUAUUUCAGUUAGAAAAUCAAUGAACUCAACAUCAGCCAGUUGGAUGUGGUUUGAUAUCUAGCACUAAGGUAUCCCAGAAGGCAGCUGGGCUUACAUCUAGGAAUCUGCUCAAGAGCCUUAAUGUUUUUUAUGUGCUUUUCAGUGGUGAUUUCCUGCCUAUUUAGUGCUUUGCCUAUCUUGUCAACCUGUAAGCAAGCUAAUAGGGUGGCUCUAAAAUAUUCAUUUAUCAAACGUGGCCUGUUGUUCUGUUUUUGUAUGAGCUAAGAAAGGUUUUUAUGUUUAUAAAGGUUUGAAAAAGAAAAUAAAAAGAAGACAUUUUGUGACACAUGAAAAUUAUUUGAAACUCAAAAUUUAGUCUCCAUACCUAAAGUUUUAUUGAACACAGUCAUGUUUCUUUGUUUAGUAUUUUUGAUGGUUGUUUUCGUGCUACAAUUGUGGAAUGGAGUAGAUGUGAUAGAGACCACAUGGCUAAAAAGGGUGAAAGUAUUUACUACAUUUACAGAAAAACAUUGCUGUCUCCUGCUCUAAAGUAUUAAAUAACAAUGGAUUAUAGUAUUGAAAACCUUUAAUACAAAUCAAUAGGCAAAUAGUCCUUGAGUGUCUUUCUUGUAAUUCUUCCACCCAAGGAGAAAUAAAAUAUUCCAAUUUGCUUUCUGUUAUAUUAACACCACAAAAGGAUUACCUUUAAUAAUUUUUGACCAAAUAUGCCUAUUAGGCUAAUACCCCAAACAAGUGAAUAUAAUUUUUAUAAACAUGAUUAAUAUCUAAUCAUUAUAAGAUACCACAUCAUAGUCUUUUGUUGCAUUGGUGUGUUCUAAAAUUUUUGAAAAAAAUUGUUAGUUUUUAUUUUCAAAUUUUUCCUGGAGAUCAACUAAGAACUACUUGUAUUAAUAUACUAUCUGAUAUUUUUCUCUGUGACAACUUUGCUUGUUUGUCUUAGAAUGAUUUUUCUUAAAAUUUAACAUUGCAGCAGUGAAUUCACUUUUAAAAAUGUUAUUUACUACAUCCAUACCCAGCUCUGAUUACUUUUUCACUCUGGACUUCUUUAAUGCAUAUAUGUUUUUAAUGAUAGUUUUGAUGUGCUUUUUAACUGUAAUUUUUCUUUCUUCUGCAUAAAAUAUUUGUGAUGCUCAUUUGAUACAAACAAGCCAAUUCUAAGAAAGACCAAUGCUCAAAUACACUUUAAAAAAAUAAGCUAUCUAUUUAUACCUUGACAAAUGUAAAUGGUCCAGAGAGAAACUUUAGACCCUUCCUCAUUUAAUGAUAUAAUUUACGUUAUCAACUUCAUGAUGAUGUAACACACACACACACACACACACACACACACACACACACACACUCUCUCACUGUGGCAGCCCAUUCCAAGAUGCCCUCAAUGAUCCUCACCUCCAGUCUCCAUGGAGAGAUUCUCCAUGAUUAACUCUUCUGCUCUUAUUUCUUAUACAAUUUCUGAGCCUUAUCACCUACAAUAAGUCUGAAUUCAUUACCACUUUUACUAUAACACGUAUCUUUUACUCUGUUCUGCUUAAGACCCCCAAUGAUUUUAUUUAUGUAAUAUGUUAGUUAUUUUCCUAAACAAUACAUUUCAGUUCUCUUAUGAGCUGACUUAUGUGUCCCUGAAAUUCAUACACUGAAGUCCUAACUCCAUACCUGAGAAUGUGACUGUAUUUGGAGAUAGGGUUUUAAAGAAGUAAAAUGAGGUCAUUAGGGUGGACCCUAAUCCAAUAUGACUGGUGUUCUUAUAAGAAAAGCAGAUUAGGACACAGACGUGCACAGGGGGUAGACCAUGUGAAGACACAGAAGAAGAUGGCUAUCUACAAGGCAAGGAGAGAGGCCCUCAGAAGAAAUCAAGCAUGCUGACACUUCUAGCCUCCAGAAUGAGAAAAUAAAUUUCUGUUGUUUAA